Molecule: messenger RNA, 3363 nt
Organism: Drosophila willistoni
Lineage: Eukaryota; Metazoa; Arthropoda; Insecta; Diptera; Drosophilidae
Gene: Pits
Product: probable E3 ubiquitin-protein ligase IRF2BPL
Exons: 4
Coding region: 643-2550 (635 amino acids)
Biological process (GO): regulation of transcription by RNA polymerase II
Cellular component (GO): nucleus
Molecular function (GO): transcription corepressor activity
Source: RefSeq, a predicted model, not a curated record
AAAAAUAAUAAUAAUAAAGAAGUAACAACGCCAAAACUAAAAAAUUUGAAAGGCCAUGUAAGAAGCGUCGUCAGCGAAAAUCAAUAUCAAAGAAGAGAACGAAACGGGAAGAAAAUGUGCCAAAGAGCAAUGAUAAAAAUAAAAGCAGCAGCAGCAAAAGCAACAAACACUGAGCGUUGUUGUUGUCGUCGUUGCGAUAGUAGCCGGCAGCAGCUUCUACAACAAUUUGAGCGGCAAUUAUUAAACAUUACUUUUUAUCGAUAAUUAUCAUCCCCCCAACAACAACAAGCAACAUCGUUAUCAACAACAACAGCAAGGACAUACACAAACUGACAGAAGCAGCAAAGUAAAAAAAAAAAAAAAACGAGAAAAAAAGUAACAAAUUUUUUGUAUAUUUUUGUUUUCUUCUCGGAGAGUGAAGUGUAUAGAAAAAAGCAAAGGAAGGAAGAAGACGACGCACAAGGCACGAAAAAAGGAAGAAAACAGAAAAACUGGGGCGACUUGAGCGCGCGUAAAUUUGGGUCGUCGCUGUGCUGCGCCAUUCCAUUGGCGGCGGCUACUUCCAGUGUGUUUCUUGUGUGUAGAAGAAGAGAAUAAUAGUAGUAGUAGUAGUUGGUGUUAGUGUUAUAUCCCCUGUGCAUCAUGUCGUUGCAAACGAAACGCCAACAUUGUUAUCUCUGCGAUCUGCCCCGCAUGCCCUGGGCCAUGAUCAAUGACUUCUCAGAGGCCGUCUGCCGUGGUUGUGUUAACUAUGAGGGAGCCGAUCGCAUUGAGGUUGUAUUGGAUGCGGCCAGACAAAUGAAACGCUUGCAUCCGAGUAGCAAGCGUGCUCUCGAAAAUGGAGAAGUCGUUGUUCUUCAACAGCAGCAACAAGCAGCAGCUGCAGCGGCAGCAGUGGCUGCCGGACUACAGCAAGUACCCGGACCUCCACCGCCACAUCGUGUGGCACCAUCGUCUAGCACCGCCUCAAUUGUUGGUCCUUCGGGUGCCGGAGGUGGCGGCGGUGGUGCUGGUCCGUUAUCUGUGACAGCAGCAGUGGCUGCCCAUCAUCAUCAUGCGGCCACUGUGGCAUCAUAUUUGCCAGUCCCAAGGAUUGGACCUCCACCUCCCCAACAGCAGCAACAGCAACAGAGCACGCAGGGCCUCAUGGAUUAUCCUGCUAUUAAGCUAGAAUCCUCACCACACGACGGCGGUGCGGGCGGAGUACGACCCGUGCGCAUCUCACACAUGACGCCCCACCAUAUGCCUCCGACAACAUCACAAAGGCAACCACAACCAGGAGUUGGUGGUGGCGGAGGAGGAGGCGGUGGUGGUGGUGGCGGCGGUGGCAUCUCCGGAGCCGGCUCCUCAGUGCCCCCAGCUUUGUCAGUCAAUUUAAAGCGUCCACCCUCUGAAGAUAUUGAUGAUCCAACACAACCGCAUGGUCCACAUUCGGUCGAAUCAGCCGGACCUGGUGGUGGCCUUGUGGGCGGACCAACGGGUGUGAAGCGUACUGCUCUGGUCGUCGAUGAUCCCAGUGGAGUGAGGCCACCAUUGACCCGUGGUGAAUCAUUGCCAGCCGCUGUCAGUUAUGUGCCAGAGAGGCAACUCAAUUUACGGGAUAAACAGCAGCCCGUUAGGGCACCAAGUUUUGAUGCUUCAACAUUUAAAGCAGAGCACUUAUCGCCAGCCAGUCGACGCAAUGGAUCCAGCCCGCCAUCAGGGCCUUUGCCACCGCGAAGUGUACACUCGCCAAAUAGUUCGGGUUCCUCAUCUGGUCGUCGUUCGUCGGGAUCACGUCAUGUGUCAAGCACAACUGUCACAAGCAGUGAGGUGGGCGGCGGCGGCGGUGGCGGCUCAAAUCCCAGCGGCCAGGGCGGUGUACUAGGACCUGUUGGCAGUGCCAGCGGAGGUCCUGGCGGUGUCGGUGGCAGCAGUUCACAAUUGAGCAGCUGCAGCAGUGGCGGUGGACCCAGUGGUAGUACAACCUCUGGUAACGGUGGCACCGUUGGACCAUCCUCAGUUCUGCCACCCAAUUCGGUUGGUGGCGAUGGCAGCUCAGCGAGUGGCAACAAUGGCGGUGGGCCAAAUGGGGGAAACGGCUCUGUGGCUGGUGGUGGCGCUGGCGGCGUUGGUGGAACAUCUGUCAAUGCUGGUCCUGGCAGCAGCGGUAGUCAGCAGGGCACACCUGGUUCGGGUGGCAUCAGUGGCAGUGGAGGCAAUGGCGGUGGUCCAGGCAGUAGUGCACCGGGCAGCAGUGCUGCAACUAAUUCAGCAGCAGCAGCCGCAGCGGCAGCAGCACAAAAUGCUACCCUGAAGUGUACACUAUGCCAGGAGCGUUUGGAGGAUACACAUUUCGUACAAUGCCCAUCCGUGAAUCAUCAUAAAUUCUGCUUCCCCUGCAGUCGUGAGAGUAUCAAAAGGCAAAAUGGACUGGGCAAUGAAGUAUAUUGCCCCAGCGGCGAUCGCUGUCCAUUGGCCAAUUCCACCAUACCUUGGGCAUUUAUGCAGGGCGAGAUCACCACCAUAUUGGGCGAAGAGGUCAAGGUUAAAAAGGAGCGCGAGUCUUAAUGUCCAUUUUAUUGUAAAAAGCUGCGCCGAGCUUUGGAGCACUUUUAAACUACAUACAAACAAACACCCACACACACACACACACACACACACACAUACACAAUCACACAUAAAAACAAAAAACACACACACACAUAAACAGUGGCCACAGUGUCGUCCUACCAGACCAGACCAGACCAGCGCGCACCCUCCGCUCCGCUUCAAAUUUAGCGGCGGAAUAGCAGAGGAUGCUAACUUUUUUGUGAGGGCAGGCGAAAUAGCUUACGCCCUCUGUCCAUGACGACCAACCUACAAUAUAUAUAUAUAUAUAUAUAUAUAUAUAUACAUAUAUACAACAUACGUAUAUUGAUACAAAAAAUUAUCCAAUCCAAUCCAAUUGUGGUAUCCCCAGGCAAGGAGGCGAGUCUACAAUGUUUUUCAAAUCAAAAUCCAUGCACAAUGCACGAUGCGUCUCUGCGUCGCUAGAGCGGCCAACAUUCCAUUUGUGUUUGUGGCAAAUAAUAUAAACAAAUUGACAUAAAUUUCAAAUAAUGCUACACAAGAGCUAAAACCAAUCAUGACUUUUAAAUGGAGGCGCGCGUUAUUGGGCGACGAUGGCGAUUAUAAUAAUCUCUCCCCCCCAAAUGCAAAUUGUUAAAUGGAUAUGCCAUAAAUCUUAAUAUAAGAUGUAUGUCUCAUGAUUUUUUGUUUUUUAGAAUCGCCAUCUAAUUUAAUAAGGGGAAAAAUUUGUAACGAAAAUGUAAAGGUUGUCUCUGAAUCGGGGAAAGAAAACGAGAAUUGAGAUGCGCUGUUUGGAUAAUUUUGAACCACUUA